UUGUUUAACUCCUGUGUGGUUGUACAUUUAUUUGUUCACAGAAGUUCGUGUAAACGUCUGGUUUAUAGUAACUAUAAUAUGAAAUGUCAUUGUGAUGUCGGUUCAUCAUGUUCGAAAAUAUGACUGUUUUGGCCAACGUUGCUUAACCGAUGACUGUGUCCUACUAGCUGUUUGCUAGCUGGCACAGCGUUCUGUGUAGUAGUGGUGGUGGAACUUGUCCUUCUUGCCAACCUCGAGUGCUUUAUGUUGUCCUUGUGUGUGAAUGUGUUGCUAGAUUGCAAAUAUAGUGGUGUACAGAUAAUGUGCUUAGUGUCAUUUCCCAACACUCUCUUUCUUCUAUUUGCAAUUCGGCUAGCUAGCAUAGGAGAGUAACGUUAACUCAACCGUCUCCUUAGCAAAUAAAUACACCUUGGAUACAGAUGCUAGCGAAAUGGUGCAUUUUGACUGGCCAAUAAUCUAGGCAACUUGAACCAGCUAGCGAGCUAACGUUAUCUUAUUAACUUACUACCCAGAACAUCGAUCUAUGCUACAGGUGAAGCUCGCUGUAGUCAAGUCAAUGUCAGACUUUGGUGCUAAGGUUAAUGUAAUGGUUUGUGGGUGUCAGUGGCGUUAGCUAGCUUCUUCGUUAAUGCUACAUCUGGGAACUCAUAAACUUGAUGUUAGAGGCUAAGCUUGAGCUGUCACUGUUAUGAUCAACGUUAGUAGCGACAGUGCUAGCUGUUUUAGUUAGACAGCCUUGUUUCCGUUGGAAAAUAUAUUCUGUCAAUAUUAUUUGCAAUUUGGCUAAUCCACGACAAGCUAAUUUAUAAUUGAUGAUGCUGCAUAAAUAUUGCAGUAGUAUGUCAGUGCCUGUGUAUACAAUGUUGAAACAGUUUAAAUGCACCAUUUUAGUAACCCCAACGUGAUAGAACGGGUUUAAGUUGUGUAAGUGUCAAUGUCAUGUAUGUUGACCUUGAAUCAGUUGAUUUUCCACAUGCGCCCACACAUUCUACACCUGCAUUCAGGCAUGAGAACUGGAUAUAUUUGUACCGUAGGUUAUACCGAGUCGUACAAGGAAAAAUACAAAAAAGUAAUUAGUGUAAUGGGCAACAGGCCUUUUCUGGAGCAAGGACUAAUGUGCACUGUACUUGUCCUGAGUAAGUUUAUUUUAGCCUUUGAAUUAAUCUGAUUUUGUUCCUUUUUAGUAACUGUCCACAGAUUGAAAAUGUCUCACAAUGAUGAGGGAUAUGUGGUGCGGAUUAGGGGUUUACCAUGGUCAUGCACCCAAGAAGAAGUAGCCUCCUUUUUCUCUGGUGAGGACUCUUUUUGUGAUUGUGACAUUGUGGGGAAAGUGAAUGGGGUAUGUUUCACAUACUCCAAAGAGGGGAGGCCUAGUGGAGAGGCCUUUGUAGAGCUGAAAACAGCAGAGGAUUUUAAGAAUGCGUUGGCCAAGGAUCGCAAAUACAUGGGUCAUCGGUAUAUUGAAGUAUUUAAGUCCAACCGCAGCGAGAUGGACUGGGUUCUGAAGCGCUGCGGCCCCACAGACUAUGACAGCAGCAGCGGCUGCACGCUGCGCCUCAGAGGCCUCCCCUUCGGCUGCAGCAAGGAGGAGAUUGUGCAGUUCUUCGCAGGGUUGAAAAUCGUUCCAAAUGGGAUAACAUUGCCGAUGGACUACCAGGGGAGGAGCACAGGGGAAGCCUUCGUGCAGUUUGCCUCAAAGGAGAUAGCAGAAAAGGCACUGGGGAAACACAAGGAAAGAAUAGGGCACAGGUACAUCGAGAUAUUCAAGAGCAGCCGCAAUGAGAUCCGGGCAUACUAUGAGGUGCCCCGGAGGAUGAUGGGACAGCGGCCAAGCCCGUACGAUCGCCCCAUAAUGGGUCGCGGUGGGUUCUUUGGUCCGGGUCCAGGGAGAGGUGGAGCAGUUCUGGACCAGAUGCGCAGUGGGGGUAGCUACAGCGGUGGUUAUGGAGGCUUUGACAACUAUAAUGGCUUCAACAACUACUGCUUUGGCAAUGGCAUGUUUGAGGAGCGAGGAAGGGGAGAUCGAAACCGAGCCAGUAGCAGCAACCAUGGCUACGGUGGAGGGGGCGACACUGGUUCGAGUUUCCACAGCGGACACUUUGUGCACAUGAGGGGCCUUCCAUUCCGAGCCACAGAGGCCGACAUUGCCAAUUUCUUUGCGCCCCUUCACCCAGUGCGGGUGCGCAUAGACGUGGGCCCCAACGGCAAGUCUACAGGGGAAGCCGAUGUGGAGUUUGCGUCGCAUGAGGAUGCGGUGUCAGCAAUGUCCAAGGACAAGAAUCACAUGCAGCACCGUUACAUUGAGCUGUUUUUAAACUCAACUUCAAGUGGAGGAUCCGACAUGGGGCGUGGUGGUGCGUUCUACAACAACUCUGGAGGCAUGGGCUCACGGGGAAGUGGGCUGAGGGGAAUGUUCUAGAGUAGACUCUGUUUGGAGUUCCACCAUUUUCAACCAAAAGUUGGAAGAGUUGUUUUGUAUUUGGAUGUUUUUCUCAUGUUCAUAAAAAUGUACUUAGGAUAUUUUCCAGUCUCAAAGAGUGGAAUUAAAAAAAAGCUAUGUCUAUACAAAUAUAUAAAUAUAUAUAUACAUAUAUAUAUAUUUGGGCUCAUUACAUAGGUUAACCCGCUAUUGUAAAUUUUACUCAUUAAAAUUUUAUAUAAACUUUUGUUGCUGUUCAUGGUUUAUUGUUUGUGGGAUUUUUUUAAAUGACAGUUGGAUUGCAAGCUAGGUCUCUCAGUUUACUAAUUCAUGAUCAGAUAUCCCUUUACUGUAGUUCCAUGUUGAUAUGCAUUUUUUUUAUACUGGAUAUAUGUCUGAAUAUUUCAAGACUUGACCCAGAGACACAAUAAAGACGAUAUUGCUAUAUUUUGCAACAUACCUUUAA
Clupea harengus (Atlantic herring) is the source of this 2885-nucleotide messenger RNA. RefSeq names its product heterogeneous nuclear ribonucleoprotein H3 (2H9) (gene hnrnph3). NCBI's taxonomy places the organism in Eukaryota, Metazoa, Chordata, Actinopteri, Clupeiformes, Clupeidae. The record is from RefSeq and is a predicted model, not a curated record. Gene Ontology annotation, molecular function: RNA binding.